Puccinia triticina is the source of this 342-nucleotide messenger RNA. RefSeq lists its product as uncharacterized. NCBI's taxonomy places the organism in Eukaryota, Fungi, Basidiomycota, Pucciniomycetes, Pucciniales, Pucciniaceae. Bases 1 to 342 code for a protein of 113 amino acids. The transcript has 3 exons. The record is from RefSeq and is a predicted model, not a curated record.
AUGCAGUUCCUGAAAUCAAUCGUCCUCAUAUCUUUCACGGCUGCCCUUGGAUCAAUACAAGUUGCCGCUGAUGGCAAAUGCCACGGAGAUCAUCCCAGGCUGUACUGCAUUACGGGUCUGGGCAAUCCUGGGCAGCAGAUGACGGAUUGCAAGAUUUCCCGACCAACUUUCACAGCAGACUGUCGCGCUCCAGGUGCCGGGCACACUCUAUUAAAAUACUGCUGCGACGAAUAUAGCAAGCCUGUAUCCAAUGACGGUGUUCAUGUAAAAUGUGGCGAGGAUUUCCCCGGAUGCGUGAGCGAUAGUGAUGUCGAUGCAAAACACAAAGCCCAUCAUGUUUGA